Tuber aestivum (summer truffle) is the source of this 1921-nucleotide messenger RNA. The record is from the annotation of a GenBank genome assembly. Lineage: Eukaryota; Fungi; Ascomycota; Pezizomycetes; Pezizales; Tuberaceae.
GCGCUCAAGAGGGGCCUACCGCCGCCCGCACAACAAGAAAUCGGUUCAGAAUACCCACUUACUAUCACCAUGGAGUUAGCUUUCGGGAUUGUUGGGGUCUUGAGCGUUGCGGAUGUUUGCCUUCGGUAAGUGCUGGUACCGUGGUCGGCGUCCGAGAUUGCUAAUGUAUCCAGAGCCGGCCAGAAUCUUGUUGAACGAUACAAGGACAUCCGGGGCGCGCACAGAGAUAUAGACGACCUAAACCUUCGGGUGGAGAAUGUCUGGAUACAUAUCACAUACCAAUUAACGACGGUCCAGAGUUCCCAGGAGGGGGUUCAUGAAGUUCUCCGGGAGCACAUCACCGAUCUUCUCACCAAGCUGCAGUUCCACCUGCACACCGCCUGCAAAAACCUCGAAAAGCUGUCGGGCACGAAAGGGAGGGCGAAAGCAAUAAAGUUUGCUUUUUUCCUGAAGGGCACGCUGGAGAAAGAUGUCUCGGUAUUGGAGAAGUGGAGGGAUAUGUUUGCCGCAACCUUUUUCAUGCUAUCGUUACCGAAAAAUGCUGCUCUCGAUAGAGCUCUGUCGAUGGAAGUCAAAAAGGACCAGCCCAAUGGUAGUGCCGUAACCACCGUCAAAGCGAUCCGUGACGCCCUAGCCGACCAGCCCACGAAACAGCUCCCGCCUGUAUGGCUGGACCCCGUUAACAUGUACUGGCCAAUGCCCAUCGGCUACUCUGGGGCUCAGGUUGUUACCGAUAGUACUAGGACGAGAUACGUUAGGGAAACCAUUGAUGUCGAUCCGAGUCUGAGGAACUACAACCAACUGGACAGGGACGUGGAAAAGUUGGCAAAAGUGCUUAGGGAAUCCAAGGGUGUCCCGGGAGUCCUCACCUGCAAGGGAGUCGUCAGGAGGCAGGGGAUGAACGGGGCCCCCGAAAAAUUCGAGUUCAUAUUGGAGAUGCCCCCCACGCUCGACGAUACCCCCGAUUGCCUCAGAACCGUUCUCCUUAAAUCGCCGCAAGAGCCGCACCCCCUCGAGGAGCGCGUCCUUCUCGCCAAACAGGUUGCGAAGGCGGUCAUGUUCGUGCACAACCUCAACUUUGUCCACAAGAACAUGCGGCCCGAGACCAUCCUGGUCUUCCCCAAUCCGGGGAAGACGCUUGGCAUUCCAUUCCUCGUCGGUUUCCAGAUGUUCCGAGCCGCAGAUGGAUAUACUUACAGGGCCGGCGACGAGCUCUGGUCGAAGAACCUGUACCGCCACCCCAGCCGCCAGGGAAACCACCCGGAUAAUGUGUACAGGAUGCAGCACGACAUCUACAGCUUGGGCGUCAUUCUGUUGGAAAUCGGCUUGUGGUCCCCGUUUGUGGACGAGGUGGGAGGGCCUACCAACGCAUUGCCACAAAUCUUGACCAUACUACAGGACAGGGAUCAAAAGAGGAGGGCCACCCGGAUCAAGAGGGCGUUGACCAAUCUGGCGCACAAACACCUGCCGCCGAUUAUGGGAACCAAGUAUACGGAAAUUGUGGUCUCGUGUCUGGCAUGUUUGGAUCAGGAGUCGCAUUUGGGUCCCGAAAGCGAUUUCCUCGAUGACGAUGGUACCCUGGUCGGUGUGAGAUACAUACAAGAGGUGAGCCUAGUCCCAUUACCGAUUUCAGCACCUCUCCCAAAGGCUAAUCUUGUUUGUAGAUUUUGAACGUGCUGGAAGAAAUUGAGGUGUAGGAUGCGGAUCAGAUCUGCCUAUACAUCGCACGCUACCUCGCUGAUGGAUGGCUGCUAUAUAUCGGUAGGAAGGCGGAUGUUGCGUUAUGAUUCGUCUUGUCAUGGCUCCCCCCGCUUGUUCUCUCUUCUCUUUCUGGAAUGUUUGCCUGAUAUUCCGUGGAUUUCUAAAUUCCCCAUUCGUUUCCGCAUGUUUUGCGCUUAAAAUUGACCCGCCGUUUUUAUUU